Molecule: messenger RNA, 2432 nt
Organism: Cannabis sativa
Lineage: Eukaryota; Viridiplantae; Streptophyta; Magnoliopsida; Rosales; Cannabaceae
Product: O-fucosyltransferase 29
Exons: 9
Coding region: 257-1891 (544 amino acids)
Source: RefSeq, a predicted model, not a curated record
AGAUCUCAUUCCCUCUCUCUCUUUCUUUAUACUUAAAAUAAAAUAUUCUUAACUUCCAUGUAUUCAUCUAAUUUCAUUAUUUAUUUAAUUUUUGUGUUACGAAAAUGGAAAAUAAUUUUAUAAUUAUAAAUUAAAUAUUAAGAGAAAACCCAAUAAAGAAGAACGUAGAAGAAGACACAAACAACCGACUCGCUCUUCUUCUUCUUCGUUCGAUUUCUCCAUUCUUUUGCAAAGAUUUACAGAGCGAGAAAAUGUGAUGAAAAUGGGGGUAGCAAAGGCAUGGAGGUUUAGCUUCAUCUCUCCCAACCUGGCUGUCCUUCACCCCCAAAACCCUCACAAUGCCACCGCCACCGUCAAGCCCCUCGUCUGUUACAGAUCGCCCAAUCCUUCCCCCUCUUCAUCUUCAGCCUCCUCCUGGUCACUCGUCUGUGGUCUUAUGCUCUUUGGCCUUGGCUUGAUUUCCCUUAUCACAGGUCACGUAGCUUCUCAUCUCGAAUGGUACUCACACCGCCUUGGAAAGCCUUCUAUUUACUCCAAACUGGAUUUUGGACGUAGGACGGCUCCCAUUGAUAUCUGGAAAUCCAAAUACUCCAACCAUUUCUAUGGAUGUAGUGAAAGAGGCCCGCGUUUUACUCCUGCUACUCGGCAACGAUUCUCCAAUGGCUAUUUACUUAUUGCAACUAGUGGAGGGCUGAAUCAACAAAGAACAGGAAUAACAGAUGCUGUGGUUGUUGCCCGAAUUCUUAAUGCUACAUUAGUUGUGCCAGAGUUGGAUCAUCAUUCCUUUUGGAAGGAUGAUAGUGACUUUGUUGACAUUUUUGAUGUCAAUUGGUUCAUUUCUUCUCUUGCAAAAGAUGUCACCAUUGUUAAGAGAGUUCCUGAGAAAGUCAUGAGAUCAAUGGAAAAGCCUCCAUAUACUAUGCGUGUUCCUAGGAAAUCUGCCCCUGAUUAUUAUCUUGAUCAAGUGCUGCCAAUACUUUUGAGGAGACGUGUUGUGCAAUUGACCAAGUUUGAUUACAGACUCUCAAAUGACCUUGAAGAAGAGCUGCAAAAGCUGCGUUGUCGUGUCAACUAUCAUGCUUUAAGAUUUACAAAACCUAUACAAGAGCUUGGUCACAAACUUGUGAAGAGAAUGAGAAAGAUGGCAGGACGCUUCAUUGCGGUUCACCUAAGGUUUGAACCUGAUAUGUUAGCAUUUUCUGGAUGUUAUUAUGGUGGGGGUGACAAAGAGAGAUAUGAACUUGGUGAAAUCAGAAAGCGCUGGGAAACACUACCUGAGUUAAGCCCUGAUGGAGAGCGAAAGCGAGGAAAAUGUCCACUUACCCCUCAUGAAGUUGGUUUGAUGUUGCGAGCACUUGGUUACACAAAUGACACAUUUCUCUAUGUUGCUUCUGGUGAAAUAUAUGGUGGGGAAGAAACUUUACGUCCUCUAAGGGAACUCUUUCCCAACUUUUACACAAAGGAGAUGCUUGGAAAUGAAGAACUUAAACCUUUUCUUCCUUUCUCUUCACGAUUAGCUGCCAUUGACUACAUCGUCAGCGAUGAGAGUGAUGUGUUUGUUGCCAAUAACAAUGGCAAUAUGGCUAAAAUUCUUGCUGGUCGAAGGCGGUACAUGGGUCAUAAGAGAACCAUCAGACCAAAUGCAAAGAAACUUAGUGCUCUGUUUAUGGCAAGGGAACAGAUGGGAUGGGACACUUUCUCGAAGAAGGUAAGGUCGUGCCAGAGAGGAUUCAUGGGUGAACCAGAUGAGAUGAAACCAGGGCGUGGUGAGUUUCAUGAAUAUCCACACACUUGUGUCUGUGAGAAACCGAAACCAUUUAAGGAUUUUGAGGACAAGGACCAAGUAGAUAACCCAGCUCACGUAGCAAAAGGCUCGACAACAAAAAGUUGAAACUAGAGUUCAUGGAGAUGGAGUGAAGGUGACAAUGGGUUAAACUUGCUAAAAAGAGUGAAGUUGGGGCGUCUGAAAGGGAACAAGGAGAUUUUUUUUUUGUUAAUUUAUUUUUUACUGGUAACGGAGAGCAUCAUGAAAUGGUGGUUAGACUCAUAUCUAUAGAUUUAUUGGAAAUGAUGGUGAGGUUGCACCUUUAGUUUUGACAAUUCUUCAUCAUAUGAGCUUAAAAUUUGGAGUAGCUCGACAUUUUGAAAGCAUUACCCGGUUGCUGUUUGGUGGUGUUGUUGAUUAAGUCUGUGAAGGAUAGAACUGGACCUUGUAUAGUAGAAGGCUCUUUACUGAGUUGCAAUUGUUUGCAAUUGUUCAUAAUAGUUUUUUCUAGAUAAUAGUUGUGUAGAAACUCAUGUUUGAAGCUUGUUACUCAAACAAAUCUAAUUUAAUUGUGUGAAUUACUUUUGCUGUACCCUGUACUUGAUAUUAUUUUAUAUUAUGUCACAUUUUCACAUGGUAAGGAUGAAAUCUGAAUCAUCUAAUUGAA